AUGUCGGCUCCCGAGAGAAAAGACAACAUCUUUGCCCAUUGGAAAUGCCUUGCCGCAUGUACCUUGGUCAGCAUGUGCCCAUUCCAGUAUGGCACUGACUUUGGUAUCAUCGGUGGUCUUCAGGCCAUGAAGGGGUUCCUUGAGAUCUUUGGCGAAAAGGACCCGACCUCGCCAAUUGGCUGGAACCUCAACUACACCCGCCAACAGCUCAUCGCCUCCCUCAUGAUCCUCGGAGCAUUCAUCAGUUCCAUCUUUGGAGGGCCUAUCGCCAAAUACCUGGGGCGCAAAAUGUCUCUCUGGAGUGCGUGCGCACUGUGCUACGUUGCCAAUAUCAUCAUGAUGACUACCACAAGCAUCGGAGCCCUCUACUUUGCUCGUCUGCUGAUUGGUCUCGCCAAUGGCAUGUUCCUCACGUUUGGCCAGCUGUACCUGCAAGAGUGUGCCCCUGCAAAGUAUCGAGGACUUGUCAUCAGCUUGUUCCAGACAUGGACUUCCAUUGGCUCUCUGGUAGGCACAGUUGUCGACAACUUCACCGUCAAGCUGGCAGGCAAGCAAGCCUACAUCGUGCCCCUAGGCAUCAUCUACAUCAUUCCUGGUAUCUUGAGCGUCGGCAUGCUCUUCAUUCCCGAAUCUCCCCGCUGGUACCUCCUUCAUGAUCAACCCGAAAAGGCUCGCAAAGCGCUCAUGUGGCUCCGACCAUUCCCUGAAAGAGUGGAUGCUGAGAUCCAGGGUAUUCAAGAUGCCAUUGAGGCCGAACGAGCCCUGUCCAAGAGCGCCGAUGUCCUCGAUAUGUUCCGCAAUCCUGUCGACCGACGACGGACGUACCUCGCUUGCGCUGCCAUCAGUCUUCAAGCUGCAUCUGGAGCCAUGUACAUGAUUUCCUAUGGAACAUACUUCUUCGAAAUGGCUGCGGUUGGCUCGCCCUUCGAGAACGCCUGCAUUCUCACAGGCGUCGGUGUCGCUGCAAUCAUGAUCAACAGCGCCGUCAUCACUCGCUGGGGACGUAGACGUUUCUUCCUUACCACCGGCAUGGUUCUUUGCGGUGUUUCACAGCUCAUUGUGGCGAUUGUCUACGACAAACUCGGUCCCGGUACAUCUACUGGAAAGGUCAUUGUUGGUGUCUCCGUGGUGUAUUUGAUCGGCUACAACGGCAUGGUCGCAUCCUACGCGUGGCUUUGCGGUGGUGAAUUCCCCUCGCAGCGUCUUCGAAGCUACACAUUCGGUCUUGCUACGUCGAUCGGCUUCUUGGGCGCCUGGCUCGCGACAUUCACCGCCCCCUACUUUAUCAACUCGACCGCCUUGAACUGGGGACCCAAGUAUGGCUACAUCUGGACUCCAUCGUGCUUGAUCGCCGCUUUGUGGACAUACUUCUUCCUUCCGGAGACGCACGGUCGCACCUUUGAGGAGAUUGACGAGAUGUUCGAGGCACGUGUUCCGGCACGCAAGUUCAGCAAGUACCAAUGCGUCGGAUCUGUGGCUGCUGCGGCUGCUGCUGCUCGCGAGUCCGAGAAGGAGGCGCACCAUGGCAAGGUCAGCCACGAUGAGGUGGUCUAUUCGAAUGAGAAGGCUGCCGCAGAAAUUGCUGUGGCUAUCAGCUAG
This is a messenger RNA of Exophiala viscosa, 1599 nucleotides long. RefSeq names its product MFS transporter. Gene Ontology annotation, cellular component: membrane. NCBI's taxonomy places the organism in Eukaryota, Fungi, Ascomycota, Eurotiomycetes, Chaetothyriales, Herpotrichiellaceae. The transcript is spliced from 4 exons. The record is from RefSeq and is a predicted model, not a curated record. Gene Ontology annotation, molecular function: carbohydrate:proton symporter activity. Bases 1 to 1599 code for a protein of 532 amino acids. Gene Ontology annotation, biological process: transmembrane transport; carbohydrate transport.